CCAGAACUAAUACGAUUUGAUCAGUGUUUUUAGCCUUUUUAUAAGUAAAUACAAUUCGUUAGUCACCGGCCUGCCUUAAAUGAGUGUGUUUUAUUUAAAUUGAAGUUUCGCAAUCCACGUGCUUUGUUAGUUCAAGAGUUUUGUGUGUUGUUUUAAUCCAUAUGUUCUGUGUGAGUGAACGACAAUAUCCAUUAGUUGUUUCUGUGACGGUUUUUCUGAUAUUCAGAAAAACAGUGAGGCUCCCUUCUUGUUUGAAAAUUGUGAAUGGUGAUUGAGUAAUGUUUACAUAAAGUUUUGUUCGUUUGGUAUUUCAUGCAGGAAAUUUUCGUAUAAGAUAUGGAAACCGAUGGCGCCAUAAAGUCUGUCGCCAUCAAAUCCCAACGGCCAGAAGGAACCACCGGCGAGGCGACGAUGAAGUCCCCCGUCAUAGACGCGACGGCCAGGGUCCAACCUGCAGGCCAGAGCUGCAAGAGGGGCGAAUCUUCUGACGACGACAGCGACAUCGACACCGACCUCGCCACCACGAUACACAACAACACCCUCCUGUCCAUAGCCGCGCUCAAGGAAGCCUACAACAUGGACGAUAACGAGGCGCCGCCUUCGGAUUCGUUCAUCCAGCGCUACUUCAAGAACCACUCCAACAGCCUCCCGUCCAGGCUGGCGGUACCGUCGCGGAGGCUGUCGCAGUGCCGCGAGGAGGACGAGGACGAGGACAAGAGAGACGAUAACAAACAUUCUGUGCCUUCUAGUAGUGAUUUAGCGACGAUAAUGGGUAGCGACAAGUCGCUGUCGGAAUCGUCGACCAGCUCUAAGACAUCUGUGAUAGACACGGUCUCCGGACCUACGCACAAAUUUGUGAUAACCAAGACCAAGCAGACAUCGGAGGAGGUGGAGCGGGAUAAGACGACGGGCGAGGAGGCCGGCAAGAAGAAGAAACCGUCGGAGGCGGCUCGUAUAUUCGCCAGCAGGAAACAGUACAGACAGGCGAACACGGUACACGGGAUACCAGACUCGAAUAGGCCGUCCGUUUACAAUAUCUUCAGGUCGCCACUCCAUUAUGACAGCAGGUUUUUCGAUUCGUCGCUGAUUGAGAUGAAGAGUCAGACGUCCAGCAGUUCGACCAUCGACGCGGCCGGUAGCACAGAGGACAUAUGGGUCAAGAGAUCUGCCGACGCGAAGAAGGAAUUGGGCUCGCAACCCCUCCCCACCACCGAGGAUGUGGAACAGGCGAUCCCCCGUCCCCGGUCGGGGACGUGGGGGUCAAAGUCGGAGGGCAAGUCGAAGAAGGAGAAGAAGUCCAAGCACGAGUCCAAGGCGGACAAGAAGAAGAAGGGCGAGAGCCGCAGCGGAUCUACCUCCAGAUCGAACAGUAGCGAGCGUCGAAGAGGAUCGGUGGAUUCUGUCGAAGUGUCCAGCCCGAAGAAAGGGGGCGGCAUGUUUGACGCCUUCAGGUCCAGGAGCAACUCAGACGCGGGGAAGAAGAAGGGCAGUGCUUUUAUGGAAAGCAUGAGAAGUGCCAUGUUGCAUACAGGAUUGAUGCACGCCAGGCCUAAAGCUCCCAGAGAUGGUUCUGCUCAUCCGGUACGGGAUGGUUCAUCUCAUACCCAAUAUUAUCACACUGUCACGGCAGCUUCAUCGGGGCGGAGCCCCAUUACCAAGGUCAUGGACAUAUUCAGGAACAAGUCGCACGCUACUUCCUCGGCGCCUGAAGACAGAAGAAAGAAGGCGCAUCAGCUUCCUGGAGGUGGCGCUCACAUAAGGCAAAAAUCUUUGGACCCUGAGAGGAGACGCCAGUCCUUAGGAACCCUCCCCCACAGAGCUUCAGAUGCUUUCGUCGAUCCUCAUCACGCGGCCAUACUAUUUAGGGAUUCUAGAGGGUUGCCUGUAGUGGACCCUUUCCUAGAAAAAGUAGAUAUAGCAGAUUUAGAGGAAGAUGAGUCGCAAAUCUUCGUCAAAUUCUUCAAGUUCCACAAAUGCUACGACCUCAUACCUACAUCGGCGAAAUUGGUGGUUUUCGAUACUCAACUGCUAGUGAAAAAGGCGUUUUUCGCAUUAGUUUACAACGGUGUGAGGGCCGCCCCGCUAUGGGACAGCAAAAAGCAGGAGUUCGUUGGCAUGCUGACCAUCACGGAUUUCAUCAAAAUCCUGAGGAUGUAUUAUAAAUCGUCUAGUGUCACUAUGGAGGAAUUGGAAGAACACAAAUUGGACACCUGGAGGAAGGUGCUCCAGGAUCAGAGACCGCUGAUUCACAUAGGUCCAGAUGCGUCGUUAUACGAAGCGAUCAGAACUUUGAUACAGAACAGAAUCCACAGGUUGCCUGUCAUCGAUCCCGAUACAGGAAACGUGCUGUACAUACUUACGCAUAAAAGGAUACUUAGAUUCCUAUUUUUGUAUAUUAACGAGUUACCAAAACCGAGUUAUAUGAAUAAAACAUUGAGGGAGUUGAGAAUAGGUACAUACGAUGAUAUCGAGACAGCUAGUGAAGAUACUUCGAUCAUCUUAGCCUUAAAGAAAUUCGUCGAGAGGCGAGUUUCAGCACUGCCCAUAGUCGACUCUCAAGGCAGGCUAAAAGAUAUCUACGCCAAAUUUGAUGUUAUAAAUUUGGCGGCCGAAAAGACGUAUAACGAUUUGGAUGUUUCUUUGAAGAAAGCUAACGAACACAGGAACGAAUGGUUCGAGGGUGUACAUAAAUGUAAAUUAGAUGAAACUCUUUUCACUAUAAUGGAGAAAAUCGUUAGGGCUGAAGUCCAUAGAUUGGUAGUUGUAGAUGACGAAGAUAAAGUUAUAGGAAUAAUAUCCCUUUCCGAUCUUCUUCUUUAUCUGGUUUUGAGGCCUUGCGGAGAAGAUGAUUCACCAGAGGGGAUGUCUUCUGUAAGAGCACAGGAUGUUAAACUUGGAAAAAACCUCUCUUCUGAAGAAGUAACACAAACGAUACUAGAGGAGGAAGAGCAAGAAACCGACAAUACCGUCGGGAAAAAAGAAGAAGAGACUGAAAUUGAAGCAGAGGAGGAAUCUGUUGAACCGGAGAGAAGGAACUCUGAAAGUUUGCCUGAUUCGCCUUCGAUUGAAACAUCCCCUCUGUCGGCAGACAACUCUUUAUUCAGAGAAGUAACAGUAAGGGGUGGAGGUGAAUGACAUCGAUAUUUAACACCACUAACACCACCCCCUCUUCUCGUUAAGUGAUUUCAAAUGCGGGUGAACUGAACUACAAGCCGAGUGGAUUGUUUCUUUGUCUAAAGAUGGCUCAGGUGAAAAACGGGUGUUAGAAGUUUGUCUGGAGAAUACCUUCUUUAAUAUGUAGAUAAAAUAUGUUGAAGUUUCAAAUGCCAUCUUACUGCUGAGGAGCCUUUGUGCAUGCAAAAUCUCAGAAAUUGAUGAGAGAAUUUGUACUUAAAGAAAGAGUUGUACCAAAGACUGUUAUGUCAUAGGAUUAUAGGAUGAAAGAAGCAAUUCAAUAACAUGUGCUUUAUUUAUUUAUAUAAUAAUUAUCGAAACACUUGAAUAAUAUAGAAUCAAAAUAAUCAGCAUACUUUAACUGAAGGAGAUCAUAAUUUAGAUAGAUUGAAAGUGAAGUUAUAAAAGUUAAUAAAUCUAGAAUAUCUUA
This is a messenger RNA of Coccinella septempunctata (seven-spotted ladybird), 3604 nucleotides long. RefSeq names its product 5'-AMP-activated protein kinase subunit gamma-2 (gene SNF4Agamma). Bases 337 to 3135 code for a protein of 932 amino acids. The transcript has 13 exons. Lineage: Eukaryota; Metazoa; Arthropoda; Insecta; Coleoptera; Coccinellidae. The record is from RefSeq and is a predicted model, not a curated record.